CUUCCCGAUCUAGAAUCGCAGAGCCAAAGGAGCGCUCGAAGCGCACGUAGCCACUUCAGUGCAUGGAGCAUCGCGCCGGUCAUCAAGAAUUCGAGGGUCAUGAGCAAGCUGGGUGUCCACCGCGAGACUGUCGAGGAGCGAGCGCACCUCUCUCCCUCCCCACCACCGCGAGCUUCAGUGCCUCUACCACCGAAGAUUCCUCCUCCUGUUCCUCCGAAGUCACCUAAGCCAAGUGUCCGCGAGAUUGUGCGACAAAAGAGUCAAAAGGCAAAGACAAAGAUGAGCCGAAGCAAUAGGCCGCGAAAGGAACCGCAGAUUGUUCGACAAGAGAGCGUUCGGGACAAGGGUAUUUCUCGUCCAUUGCCCCACAUUGUGAGCCAAGUUUCAUCGGGCAUUCCUCCAAAGAAUAGGCCAUCGUCCAAUACAGAUGUCAAUUUACCUUUGAUGUCAGUGGACUCGAGAAGACGGCGGUCGCCUGAUUGGACAGGGACAGGAAGCAAGACGAGAUCACACAGGCAGCCAGGUGGCAUGAGGACAUUCUACGAUGAUACGCCUUCUCCACGACCUUUCUAAGUGUAAGGAGUAUAAUGGGAUCUUGAUACAACGCAGACGGCUUCAUGAUUUUAUGCAUAUGCGCUACCUAAAACGAACACGCAUGGCAGAGGUGUUUUUACGCUUGCAUUUUGUUGACCGUUACCACAUUGGCAUGGACAAAAAGUGUACUAUAGAAUAAUAAAUGCAGCAAUGAUGAAAG
Pseudocercospora fijiensis CIRAD86 is the source of this 754-nucleotide messenger RNA. RefSeq lists its product as uncharacterized. Bases 100 to 573 code for a protein of 157 amino acids. The record is from RefSeq and is a predicted model, not a curated record. The transcript has a single exon. NCBI's taxonomy places the organism in Eukaryota, Fungi, Ascomycota, Dothideomycetes, Mycosphaerellales, Mycosphaerellaceae.